UUCACUUCGCGUUUGCAUUGUUAAAAUUUUUCCUCCAGUCCUGUUUAUUUCCUCUUAGGUUUUUACGUUACCUAUCCAUAUAAUCCCUUAUAUAGAGUCAUCUUACUUGGCUCUUUCACCAGAAGAGAUUUUCACACUUGGCCGUUCACAGAUACACGUUCUAACUGCAAAAAAUGUUUGGACGUAUUUUGACCAACAGUAAAGUGAAUGGUUUUGAAAAUUUUUGUUAAGAUCUCUUAUAACGAUCAAGUCAGUUUCACUAAUGGAGCGAUUUCACCAGAUCUUAAACUCAGUAUGUCUGAGAAAAAGCGGAAACGGUUGAAUGGUGACAGGUUUGAUGAAGAUCCCUCAAAACCUACACCGGAAGAAAGUAGUGUUGCAAAUUACCUACAUAAAAAACUGCCGUCAAAAGAAGGGCGCCUUUUUGGCAUGAUUGUUCGCGUAUUUGUGGCAAUGGAAGCCAUUGAAUUGCUGAUGGAGUCACCUUGGGCUAGACCAAAUAACGGCUCAAAGCCGUAUCUUUUCACAAGUCAAACUGAAGCAGUGAACUUUAUGGCUACUAUGUUUCAGAAGCAAAUGUUUCAACGUGCAGUUCGUGUAAAGAAGAAACCUUCUAAGCAUCGUGAAGACGCGAAAGCAUCCAAGACAAAGGUGAAGAAACUGGUUGAUGGAAAGUCCAUCCCUAAUAAGUGGGUUACUGAAUCAACUGCAGAUGAAAGUCCAACUGUUCAAGAAUUCGAGUCCACAUCAACCAAAUCUAGUAUUUUCUCAUCUAUAUCUUCCAGUAUCAAUGAAAUCACAAAGUCAUCGAGUAGCUCUAGAAAACCGAUGCGAUUAGAAGUUGUCGACGAGCAAACAUUUGUCCUAGAUGAUCCACAGUCAUUUUACAUUUGGAUCUAUGAACCACCACCAGGUCUUUUCAAUUGGUUAGCUGGUGCAGCUUUAAUUAUCUGCAUCAUAUUGUGUUGUCUAUUCCCUAUCUGGCCGUCAGAAUUGCGUCAAAGCGCUUACUAUCUAACAAUCAUCGGUUCAGGAUUUUUAGGUCUCUUAUUUUUUAUAGGAUUAGUACGUUUUUGUAUUUAUUUACUCGUUUGGUUAUCCACACUUGGUCAGUAUAACUUUUGGAUAUUUCCUAAUUAUUUUGAAGAUUGCGGGUUUUUUGAUUCAUUUCGUCCGUUGUAUUCAUUUAAGCACGUGUCCGAUGUUCAAAUACCAUUGAAUAAGAAAGGGAAAUCAAAAAUGAAAUCGUCUAGUAAUAAUAAUAAUACUGCUGUCGCUACUACUGCCACCGGUAAUCAUAGUAGUAUUGUCUGUAGUAGCGAUCCAAAUGAUAUCCCAUCACUAUGUACAGAAACAGUGGCAAGAUCAUCUGAAGAAGAAGUUAAGCUGAAGAAAAAUAUCUGAAAACUGCAUAUUUAGUAUGAAUGAAUUCUACUACUUACUGUACUACAACUUGUCUCAUUGUUUUCAUUUCUCACUUUCAUCUCUAUGAAGAUUGAUGACUUUAGUGUAAUUGUAUUGUCUUCACAAUAAUUUUUUGUCUGUCUUAAUUACCCUAUUUAUGUUUGCCUUUUUGUUUUUUUAUUCUCCUUUUGUUUUCUUUUCAUAAUAUUUCAGUCAUUUCGAUGUGGCCCUCUUCUUUUGUUUGCGAUUCUCAGAAUUAAAAAUUUAUAUAUAUGUGUUAUGACU
This is a messenger RNA of Heterobilharzia americana, 1689 nucleotides long. NCBI's taxonomy places the organism in Eukaryota, Metazoa, Platyhelminthes, Trematoda, Strigeidida, Schistosomatidae. The record is from the annotation of a GenBank genome assembly.